AUGUCUGCUUCUUCUCUCGGCAUCACCCUCGUGGUGUUCCUGGCCAUGCUGGCCACUGCGCUCGCCUUCUCCGGCGACGCCACCUACUUCAACGUGGGCCUCGGCGCCUGCGGCCACCACAACAAUAACAACCAACUUGUCGCCGCCCUCAACAAGCCGCAGUACGGCGGUGGCGGUGACUGCGGCAAGCGCGCUCACAUCAAGGGUCCCAAAGGCGAGGUGACCGUGACUAUCGUGGACGAGUGCCCCGGUUGCGCGUAUGGUUCGCUCGAUUUGAGUCCUGCCGCCUUCUCCCACAUCGCGGAACUGCGCCAGGGCCGCGUCCACAUCGAGUGGCAGUGGGCCUAA
Acanthamoeba castellanii str. Neff is the source of this 348-nucleotide messenger RNA. Its product is annotated as riboflavin aldehydeforming enzyme, putative. Bases 1 to 348 code for a protein of 115 amino acids. The record is from RefSeq and is a predicted model, not a curated record. The transcript has 3 exons. Lineage: Eukaryota; Discosea; Longamoebia; Acanthamoebidae.